GUGAAGUACGGGAGCGUCGUGUCUUCAAUCAACACCUGGCUGAGCACCGCGUCGUCCAGCUUCACAGGCCAACCGUUCAGUUAUGCUCAAGAUGGCGGCACAGAUGGCAUCAAUGAGGCCGGUUUGGGUGCCCAUCUCCUGUACCUCGAGGCUACCGAGUAUGGCCCAGCCGGGAGUGAGGAGUCAGUCUCCUACACGCGCGUCGUCCGAUACCUGCUGGAUACAUGUGCGUCUGUCAGUGAAGCUGUGGAAGCCAUGAGGGCGAUCCGGGUCGCAAACCCCCACAUCCAGGCCUCACCUGGAUCUGCACCUCUCUCCCUGGGCACACAUGUGGCCGUCGAGGAUGCCUCUGGAGAUUCUGCGGUUUUUGAGAUCAUGAGCGGCAAGCUGCAAGUCUACCACGGGCGAAAUUACACCGUGCUGACGAAUGACCCGCCGUUGCCAGAGCAGAUCGCGAAUGUAAGGCGCUACAAGCCAUUCACUCGUAGGACGGUGCCUCCUGGAGACAUCGCCUCAGCAUCGCGCUUCGUUCGCCUGGCCUACUUCCUGAACUACGUGCCUAAGACAAUGGACAGUAUGGUAAUGACUGGAGAGAUGCGCAGUAUCAUAGGUACUGCUGCAGCGCCCUUGGGUGCCCCUGCGGAUGAUGAACCGGAGCUGGGCGUGUAUCCCACGUGGUGGACGAGCUUGACCGACUACACUGCACGCAUCUACUACUGGGGUUGGGUCAUGAACCCAAAUUUCAUAUGGGUCGACAUGAAUACCUUGCUUGUCUCUGGGAAGCUUGAGGAGGGUUCGCCAACUCUCCAACUAAACCCUCGCAACUUGUCACUAGUUGGCGAUGUGUUGGCGGCGUUUCUUCCCUUGGCAAACUCUGUGCCGCCCUUGGAAACGCAAUUGUCCACUACCAACCCGAUGACAAUGCUUGAGAUGCCCCUGCCGCAAGUGUCCGCGUGCUUUGUCUUGACCAUCGCCGGCGGUGCAAUCCUGUUCUUUAGCGGCGGCUUUCGCGCACAUCGCGACGGCCUGCCUGGCCCAUAUUCUGCGCGGCUGUUAUAA
This is a messenger RNA of Symbiodinium pilosum, 1059 nucleotides long. The record is from the annotation of a GenBank genome assembly. Lineage: Eukaryota; Dinophyceae; Suessiales; Symbiodiniaceae.